Molecule: messenger RNA, 1727 nt
Organism: Python bivittatus (Burmese python)
Lineage: Eukaryota; Metazoa; Chordata; Lepidosauria; Squamata; Pythonidae
Source: RefSeq, a predicted model, not a curated record
UUCAAAGAAAGGGAAACCCUUUAUACACAUCAAAGAAUCCAUACAGGAGAGAGGCCUUAUAACUGCCUGGAGUGUGGAAAUAGUUUCAGUCGUAAGGGAAACCUUUAUACACAUCAAAGAAUCCAUUCAGAAGAAAAACCCUAUAAAUGCCUGGAUUGUGGAAAGAGUUUCAAAGAAAGGGAAACCCUUUAUACACAUCAAAGAAUCCAUACAGGAGAGAGGCCUUAUAACUGCCUGGAGUGUGGAAAUAGUUUCAGCUGUAAGGGAAACCUUUAUGCACAUCAAAGAAUCCAUUCAGGAGAAAAGCCAUAUAAUUGCUUGGAGUGUGGAAAAAGUUUCAGUUGCAGGGGAAAUCUUUAUACACAUCAAAAAAUCCAUUCAGGAGAGAAACCAUAUAAUUGCUUGGAGUGUGGAAAAAGUUUCAGUUGCAGGGGAAAUCUUUAUACACAUCAAAAAAUCCAUUCAGGAGAGAAACCAUAUAAUUGCUUGGAGUGUGGAAAAAGUUUCAGUUGCAGGGGAAAUCUUUAUACACAUCAAAAAAUCCAUUCAGGAGAGAAACCAUAUAAUUGCUUGGAGUGUGGAAAAAGUUUCAGUUGCAGGGGAAAUCUUUAUACACAUCAAAAAAUCCAUUCAGGAGAGAAACCAUAUAAUUGCUUGGAGUGUGGAAAAAGUUUCAGUUGCAGGGGAAAUCUUUAUACACAUCAAAAAAUCCAUUCAGGAGAGAAACCAUAUAAUUGCUUGGAGUGUGGAAAAAGUUUCAGUCAGAGGGGAAAUCUUUAUACACAUCAAAGAAUCCAUUCAGGAGAAAAACCCUAUAAAUGCCUGGAGUGCGGAAAAACAUUUACUGAGGGUGGAUCCUUCCGUCAACAUCAAAGAAUUCACACUGGAGAAAAACCACAUAAAUGUCUGGAGUGUGGAAAGAGUUUCAGUCAUAAGGGAAGCCUUUAUACACAUCAAAGAAUCCAUACAGGAGAGAAACCGUAUAAAUGCCUGGAGUGUGGAAGGAGCUUCAGUGAGAGGGGAAGCCUUCAUAGACAUGAACGAAUCCAUUCCGGAGAGAAACCAUAUAAAUGCUUGGAGUGCGGAAAGUGUUUCAUUAUAAAUGAAUAUCUUAAACGCCAUCAAAGAAUCCAUACAGGAGAGAGGCCUUAUAACUGCCUGGAGUGUGGACAGAGUUUCAGUCAGAGGGGAAGCCUUUCUGCACAUCAAAGAACCCAUUCAGGAGAAAAACCCUAUAAAUGCCUGGAGUGUGGAAAGAGCUUCAGUCUGAAGGAAAGCCUUUAUACACAUCAAAGAAUCCAUUCAGGAGAAAAACCCUAUAAAUGCCUGGAGUGUGGAAAGAGCUUCAGUCUGAAGGAAAGCCUUUAUACACAUCAAAGAAUCCAUUCAGGAGAAAAACCCUAUAAAUGCCUGGAGUGUGGAAAGAGCUUCAGUCUGAAGGAAAGCCUUUAUACACAUCAAAGAAUCCAUUCAGGAGAAAAACCCUAUACAUGUCUAGAGUGUGGAAGGAGCUUCAGUCAGAGGGGAAGCCUUUAUGCACAUCAAAGGACCCAUUCAGGAGAAAAACCCUAUACAUGCCUGGAGUGUGGAAGGAGCUUCAGUCAGAGGGGAAGCCUUUAUGCACAUCAAAGGAUCCAUUCAGGAGAAAAACCCUAGAAAUGCCCGGAGUGUGGAAAGAGUUUCAUUCACAGGGGAGACCUUUAUACACAUCAGAGAAUCCAUUCAGG